This is a messenger RNA of Sardina pilchardus (European sardine), 1354 nucleotides long. It is a transcript of the gene tspan15, whose product is annotated as tetraspanin 15. The record is from RefSeq and is a predicted model, not a curated record. Bases 109 to 984 code for a protein of 291 amino acids. NCBI's taxonomy places the organism in Eukaryota, Metazoa, Chordata, Actinopteri, Clupeiformes, Clupeidae. The transcript is spliced from 8 exons. Gene Ontology annotation, cellular component: plasma membrane.
CCGUAGGCGCGCGCGUGGGGCGCGACUGAAGCUGCAGGUGAGAGCUGGAACCAGGAAGUGUCUGUUUGGAGAAUCUGCCGACGUGGGGUGCGACGGAGCUCUUCAAACAUGUCAGACGUUAGGUACUGCGAAAGGUGCUCUUACAUCUUUCUAAAAUUCACUCUCAUCGUUUACUCCACGAUUUUCUGGCUGAUUGGUGGUUUCAUCCUGGCCAUCGGGAUCUAUGCGGAGGUGGAGCGGCAGCGCUACAAGACCCUGCAGGGAGCCUUCCUCGCGCCGGCCAUCAUCCUCAUCCUCCUGGGCGUGGUCAUGUUCAUCGUGUCCUUCAUCGGAGUGCUGGCCUCCCUCAGGGACAACCUGAGCCUGCUCAAAGUGUUUCUGUACAUGCUGACUGUGUGUCUGAUUCUGGAGCUCCUCGGAGGAAUCCUGGCCCUCGCGUUCAGACACCAGACCAUGGAGCUGCUGAACAAGAACAUCCGCAAAGGCAUGGUCAACUACUAUGACGAUCUAGACUUCAAAAACAUCAUGGACUUUGUACAGAGAAAGUUUAAGUGCUGUGGGAGUGAGGAGUACACAGACUGGAGGGUGAACAUGUACCACAACUGCAGCGCUCCCGGGCCCCUGGCGUGUGGAGUGCCGUACACCUGCUGCCUGGAGAAGCCCAAUGAAGUUGCCAAUACACUGUGUGGAUCUGAAGUGUUGAAUAAAAAUCGCCAUGAGUUGGAUGAGAUGAUCCAUGUGCGGGGCUGCACAUACGCCGUGUUCAUCUGGUUCAUGGAUAACUAUAAGAUCAUGGCCGGCUUGCUGCUGGGCAUUCUCUUACCACAGUUCAUAGGAGUGCUGUGCACCUGGCUCUACAUCACGCGCGUGGAGGACGCCAUCACCGACUACAGCCACUACGACCUGGUGGACGGUGACCACAGAGGGGCCAAGCAGCACGGCAGGCUGGCCAAGUGGUGCAAAUGCAUGCCGGACAUGGACUGAGGCCUCCAUGACUGUGUGCCAUACAGUACAAGCCCAUGGGCAGCUCAGGUGGACAAUCGUAGGCUUUUUUUUUUAGCACGCCAGAGGAUGCUGGAGCAUGUGUAGUGGGAAGAAAUGUGUAGCUUCCUUCUGUAGUCUUUUAUACAGUUGUUUGUGUUUUUCUGUUGUGUACUGUAUGUGGUUGUGUGUUAACUUAUGAGGGGUAGCAAAUGACCCCGAUGCCUUUGAACUCGACUAUCCUAUCACACACUCAGGGAGGUUUUUUUCCUAAACUUGCCAAUGUAUGCUGUCGUGUCAAAUGGAGAAUUUUGUCUCUAGCAUUUUAAGUGUUUUGGGUGUAUUUUGGUUAAGAAUAAAUUCCUCAGAUUUA